CCCCUGCCCGUCUGCACAGAAAACAACCGUGCCCACCAACCCCCAUGCUUGGUUCCUUAGCGACAACUUUUUGAGCAAUUGAGAUUUUGCUUGUGCUGGUCCUAUCCCGAAAACCAUACAUAAUCCCACAACCAGCCUCCCGAGGCAGACAACGACCAUGGACAAGCUGAUCCGGCGGACCCGGAUGGUCGAGCGCCAAGCCGCGCGGCGGCUGGCCCGGGUACGCGACCUCAACCGUCGGAACCGGAAAACCGAGUUGAGGGAGGAGCGGAAGCACCUCAGCGGCGAGGUCGGAUAUCAGCUCGGCGCCGCCAUCAAGGCCCGCCACGAGGACUGGGAGCUGGGCCCCCUGGCCCCGCGCCGCGACGUUCCCGUCCUCGACAACCCUCACGUCGUGCAAUGGGGCUCCAUCUCUUCGCGUCGCGCCACGCCGCACCAACCGCUCCCCCCGGCCCAGCUCAAUGCCCGGUGUGCCUGGGCCGGCGGGGCGAAGUACCUGUGCCUGAAAAAGAAGGAUCGGGUCGCUGUAAUCGAUGGCUGGCUGAAGGGGAAGAUUGGUGUGGUGGGCGACAUCCACAAGGACCAGGGAACCUUGCUUCUGGGCGAUAUUGCAAAGACUAACGUAACACUCCCCGAAUAUACGCUCCCGGAGGAGCUAAAGGACGCCAAAAUCCAGACCUUCGAGACCCCAAUCCCCAUCUCGGCCGUCCGUCUUGUCUAUCCGCUCAAGGAUGAGGAGACUGGCGUCGUCCGAGACGUCGUCAUCAAGCAACUCAAACCCAUAAACAUACACCACGACCGCCCGACCGAGGAAGUCACAUGGGAUAGGUUCGUGCCGGGCCUCAACGUCGAGAUCCCGUGGCCGACCAAGGUCGAGGAGGAAGUUGUGGACGGCCCCCACGACACCCUGCGCAUAGACGUGGAGGAGAGGACGUUCGUGCCGACCCUCCUGCGGCCCCCGAUACCCGAGACGGUAGUAGACGAGCUGCGGAACCAGUACAGCAAGUUCCGCACGCGGCACACGCCCGAGUACAUUGCCAAGAAGGAGGCCGAGGAGGCCGAGAAGAAGGCCCGCGUCGACAGCGUCAAGUCCAUGCUCACGCCGCUCCAGGAGUUCAACAGGCAUCGGCGCGAGCUGCGGAGGGCGAGGGGCCAGCCCGAGCUCACCGAUGAGAUGCUCGAGAAGAUCGGCCAGAUCAUGGCCAAGAACCAGGGGCGGGCCCCGCGGGUGGCGAGUGGGACGAGCGAGAUCGAGAGCGGCGUGGGUUCCAUCUCUUUGGAGACCCCGUCAGAACCGCCGGCAGAGACUCGGCCACCCGCCUCAUAGGGGAAUAGUAGUAGUAGUAUUAUAUCAGAUGUAUUGUACCAUAUCGAAACUGUAUACCAAUUCAUCAUGUAUCAAACCCCUGAAUAUUAAAUAAAUGGCUAGAGAAGGUACACACAAAAAGGAUCCCUGACUGUCAGUU
Phialemonium atrogriseum is the source of this 1466-nucleotide messenger RNA. RefSeq names its product putative kow domain-protein domain-containing protein. Gene Ontology annotation, molecular function: RNA binding; structural constituent of ribosome. The record is from RefSeq and is a predicted model, not a curated record. The transcript has 2 exons. Gene Ontology annotation, biological process: translation. Gene Ontology annotation, cellular component: ribosome; mitochondrion. NCBI's taxonomy places the organism in Eukaryota, Fungi, Ascomycota, Sordariomycetes, Cephalothecales, Cephalothecaceae. Bases 158 to 1327 code for a protein of 389 amino acids.